ACCCCUGAGCGAGAGGCUGUUAGUAUCCCGUCCACACGCGAAGAGAACUGCAUUAAACCACUAAAUAACCUCUUUCACUUGGCGUGGCGAGCUGAAAACUACAGACUGCUGUAAAAAGGAGUUUUGACAUGCACUUACAGAAAUCGCCAAAGGAGAAGCCGUGUUACACGCUGCCCACAGUGAAGAAGCUCCUGGAGCAGAAGAGAAAGCGAGAGACAUCUUCAGCUCCUCCGUCCUGUGCCUCUGCGACAAAUAACGCUGUUCCUAUCCCAGCACCAACAUCAGAUACAUCUUCCACUGCAAACAGCAGCUUUUCAGACAUGACAUCGAUGAAGUAUGACCGGUGGGACGUAACCAUGCAGCCACACCCCUCUGCUUUUCUGGACUGCAACAACCUCCCAUCUAUGUGUCUGAAUUAUUUAACAGACCCUUCAGGUGGUCUCAACCUCCCACCUGCAGUUUAUAGCCCAUGCUUACCCACGGCAGACCCUCAGACCUCCAGCUAUACUACUCUUCCACUGCAGGACUGUCAGAGUGCACAGAUGCCACAGCAUUUUCAGCCCAGGACAGAGUGUCCUGUGACCGCAGCCAUGCCCGGUUCCAGCGCUGAUCACAGGACUCAGGGUUUAAGUGUUCCAAGCUCUGGUUACCUGUGGUCUUCUGGGCCCAGAGCAUCUACAGGCCCCUGCAGUAUGUCAGUUAGGCCCCAGAUGGACAUGGACAUGGCUAAGCUGGAAGAGGCACGGAUCUUCCUUCAGGCCAUGGAUUACAACAGAACCAUAUGGAAGGACGAUGAUGGAGACACAAUUCUGCACAUAUACACUGCUAAGGGCCAAAGGGAAUAUGCCUUUGCUGCAGCAGAGAGACUGAAGGAGCUUGGCACUUUGGAUACAAAGGAGCACAGGGGAAAGACUGCUUUGAUGGUAGCAGUGACGGCCAAUCAACCAGAGAUUGUGCAGGACCUGCUCUGUCUUGGAGCUGAUAUCAGCAUCUGUGAUAUCAAAGGUCAAACCGCACUGCAUCUGGCAGCCACAUAUGGCUUUCCACAUGUCAUGAAGGUUAUCCUCAGUAUGAAACACAGGGUGGACUUGGAGGCUCGCAAUUUUGAAGGACUAACCCCACUGCACUGUGCCGUGAUCUCUCACAAUGCCACAAUGAAGGCUCUUACUUCCACCUCCUCUUCACCCACUGCCUGGCUACCUGAGGGCGAUCUGCAAUCUCAAGCCAAAAAUAAACUGAUUUGUCUGCAGCUGCUACUGGAAGCAGGAGCUUCCCUUCUCAGGCAGGAAAUAAAAAGUAAUAAGACCGUACUCCAUCUGGCUGUGAAGGAGGGAAAUAUCCAGCUGGUGAAUUUUUUUUUGCUGAAAUGCCAGCUGCCAGACAUGCAGGCCUUUAUCAACAUGAAGGCCCACGGACACACAGCUUUGCAUAUGGCCGCAGGGUUACAUGGGAGCCCCUAUCAGGAGGAGUUGAUCAGACUGCUGCUUAGCAAAGGAGCCGACCCGAGUAUCCGCAACCUGGAGAACGACCAGCCCGUGCAUCUGCUGCAAAGUGGAGAACAAGGAGAGAAGCUCAAGCUCAUCUUAAAGAAGAAAAAUGCCUCUAGACGGCGAAUCACAUCCUUACAGGACCAAGAAUGACCAGGACUGCAUGCCAGUCCCAACAUGUCUCCCUUUAAUUCUUAUAGGGACUUCUCAUAAGCCUGCAUUCACUCAAGAAAAAUGACCCUGCAAAUUCUGUCUUCUACUUCUUGACUGAAUUUGGAUCUUAUUUUUUAUAAUGGAGUUUUAUUUGUAGUAUCUACUUAUGAGGUUUUUUUCAGUUCACUUGUCUAUUGUUAUAGAGUCAUGUUUGAUUUCUGACACAUUCCUUCUCAAUAGCAUUUCUAGUAAAAAAAAAUACUCAUGAAAAUGUGAUUUCUGUGAAAUCAUCUGAUGGGGUUUCAAGUCGAAAUUCCCACCGUUUUAUCAACCAUAUUGGUUUGGAAUAUUUUUAAUACACUACACUGUAUCAGUGUCAUGGUAUCUUGCUAAAAUAAAUCUAUUUAUUCUAUUUUUUUUUACUUAUGUGAUACAUAUAUGUAUUUUUUGCUAGUAUUAGCCUCAGGUAUAAGUUAUUUACAUGCACAAGCUCUGUUAGCUCUGUCGUGUUUACAGAGAGUAUAAGCAGAUCUCAUUUAUGGCAUGAAUGUGAGUGUGUUUUGAUGAGUCAUUAUUGGGGUAGAAAAUGUCAAGCUUUUGACCUCAGCAUGCCAAUCAUCUUCAGUUCAUACUGGUAAUGAUGUCAUUUACCUCAGCUACAUCACUAGUUUAACAUUUGAACAUAUAAUGUAACUGUAUUAUCUAAUGAAAUUGAUCAAGACAUCAGAAUUUGAAGUGAUUCUAAUGUUAAGGUAAAAAGACAGAGUGUAGGAAUAGCUCGGGGGAUUAUCUCAUGUGAAUCACUAAGUUUCUGAGACUGGAAUGCCUUGUGAUUCAAAUAAAGGGGAAAAACAUUAUACUGUCACUUCCUUGUAAGAAAUGUGUGAGCGUUUCAUGUAAUCAGAACACUCUGUAUUUGUCCUAUACUUUUUAUUUUAAUAAUGAUUUAAUAAUGACAAGACAUCAACACUGCAACUAAAACAAACCUCCUGUUUGAAUGUAAUACACUGACUAAAUAAAUUGUUCAAGGAUUGUUCAGCAAUGGCAUUAAAAUUUGCUGGUAAA
Tachysurus vachellii is the source of this 2705-nucleotide messenger RNA. RefSeq names its product NF-kappa-B inhibitor delta (gene nfkbid). Lineage: Eukaryota; Metazoa; Chordata; Actinopteri; Siluriformes; Bagridae. The transcript is spliced from 12 exons. Bases 129 to 1640 code for a protein of 503 amino acids. Gene Ontology annotation, cellular component: nucleus. Gene Ontology annotation, molecular function: protein binding. The record is from RefSeq and is a predicted model, not a curated record. Gene Ontology annotation, biological process: regulation of gene expression.